Messenger RNA from Microdochium trichocladiopsis, 1799 nucleotides. RefSeq lists its product as uncharacterized. Gene Ontology annotation, cellular component: cytosol. NCBI's taxonomy places the organism in Eukaryota, Fungi, Ascomycota, Sordariomycetes, Xylariales, Microdochiaceae. Gene Ontology annotation, molecular function: zinc ion binding; porphobilinogen synthase activity. The record is from RefSeq and is a predicted model, not a curated record. The coding region runs from base 374 to 1522 and encodes 382 amino acids. Gene Ontology annotation, biological process: heme biosynthetic process. The transcript has 2 exons.
GCCACAUGCUGUUUCUUUUUUGCAGACUUUCUUGCCGCCACCUCAACAUCUUUGGCUCUUCUUGCCUUUUCCCCCUCUCGAUCUCUGUCCUUGACGUUUCUGCUCUUGAUUGUAAACUCGUGGUUCUUGUUGUCGGAGCACGCGCCCUGUGUCGAAACCUGCUGCUUGUGUGUUUCAUCAUCAAGGCCUUCCAGCCACCGCAUCGCUCCGGUCGCGACCCACCUUGGCUGUUUCGCCGUUUCGCCGCCCUCCUCCUCGCCCCUCUCCCGCCUGCCUGAGCCCAUUCUCUGGACAUCCUUUUCCCGUGUGUCGACCACCAUAACAUACAUACAGACACACACACACACACACACAUCCCACGAACGCCGCCGCCAUGUCGUUCUCCAGCCUCGUCCAGGACCUGUCGGUCCGCGACCGCCGCCCUGCCGCUCGCGGCGGCGCCCCCUCCGUCUCCACCAUCGACGACCGCACCUCCCACAUCUCGAGGGCCAUGUCCUACGCCAGCACCGCCGCCACCAGCGUGAGCAUCUCGGGCGACAUCUCUAGCCAGCUCCAUGGCGGCUACCACCACCCGCUCGCUCGCGCGUGGCAGGCCGAGCGCCAAUUGACAAAGUCCAUGCUCAUCUACCCGCUCUUCGUUUCCGACCUCGAGGACGACGAGACCCUGAUCCCUUCGCUACCGGGCCAGUACCGCCGCGGCCUGAACAAGCUGGUCCCCUUCCUCGAGCCCCUGGUCCGCAAGGGCCUCAGGUCCGUCAUCCUCUUUGGCGUGCCGCUCAAGCCGGGCGUCAAGGACGCCCUCGGCACGGCCGCCGACGACCCUCAGGGCCCCGUGAUGCAGGCCAUCCGCCUCAUCAAGCAGCGCUUCCCGCAGCUCUUCAUCGUCGUCGACGUCUGCCUCUGCGAGUACACGUCCCACGGCCACUGUGGCAUCCUGCGCGACGACUCCACCCUCAACAACCAGCUCUCCGUCGACCGCAUCUCGGACGUCGCCAUCGCCUACGCCCUCGCCGGCGCGCACUGCGUCGCCCCCUCGGACAUGAACGACGGCCGCAUCCGCGCCAUCAAGCUCAAGCUCAUCGAGGAGGGCAUCGCGCACAAGACGCUGCUCAUGUCCUACGCCGCCAAGUUCUCGGGCUGCCUGUACGGCCCCUUCCGCGACGCCGCCGGGUCGGUCCCCAGCUUCGGCGACCGCAAGUGCUACCAGCUCCCUCCGGGGGGUCGUGGCCUCGCCCGCCGCGCCAUCACCCGCGACAUCGGCGAGGGCGCCGACAUCAUCAUGGUCAAGCCGGCCAGCCAGUAUCUCGACAUCAUCAGCGACGCCAAGGAGCUCGGGCGCGACCUCCCCGUCGCUGCGUACCACGUCAGCGGCGAGUUUGCCAUGGUGCACGCUGGUGCGAAGGCGGGCGUGUUCGAUCUGAAGACCAUGGCCUUCGAGGUCACCGAGGGAAUUCUGCGUGCCGGUGCGACCAUCAUCGUCAGCUACUUUACCCCAGAGUUCCUGGAUUGGCUGGAUAACUAGAUUUCGCUUGUGCAGAUGGUAGAAGCGAGACGAAGAAAAUCGAUGCGCAUACAAUAAGCUGGGGCUGCGCCAGGCACGCAAGUAGCGGGGGAAGCAUAGACCAUGGAAACAUGAAAUCUCGACUGAGAUGGCGUUUGGUGAUGGUUUCGGGUUCUAGGUAUACUUCAUUUCUUUCUAUAUAGGCGUUCAUCUUGUUUGCUCGGUCGCACUCAAAAAUUUAGCGGUUAUCAAUUUUUCUAUCAGUUUCAAGUUGGCAUUCGUGCUGCAGAUGCUCUGC